GAAAAACUUGAACUGUGAACCCGGUUGCAUUAGUCCUUUCCUUUCCUGUUUCGGCUUUCUAAAGAGACACACAUAGCAAUGGCACCUCGUAAGGGUAAAGAAAAGAAGGAGGAGCAGGUGAUCAGCCUGGGACCCCAGGUGGCCGAGGGGGAGAACGUGUUCGGCGUGUGUCACAUCUUCGCCUCCUUCAACGACACCUUUGUCCACGUCACCGACCUUUCUGGCAAGGAAACCAUCUGCCGUGUGACCGGGGGGAUGAAGGUGAAGGCCGACAGAGACGAGUCGUCCCCCUAUGCCGCCAUGCUGGCUGCCCAGGACGUGGCCCAGCGCUGCAAGGAGCUGGGAAUUACCGCGCUGCACAUUAAGCUCCGCGCCACCGGGGGCAACAGAACCAAGACCCCAGGACCAGGAGCCCAGUCUGCCCUCAGGGCCCUGGCCCGCUCCGGCAUGAAGAUCGGACGCAUCGAGGACGUCACACCUAUUCCAUCAGACAGCACCCGCAGAAAGGGAGGACGCCGCGGCCGACGUCUGUAAAUGUGCUUCUGUUGAGCUUUUCACUCAAUAAAAGGUUAAUCCCAA
Hypomesus transpacificus is the source of this 579-nucleotide messenger RNA. RefSeq names its product ribosomal protein S14 (gene rps14). The transcript has 5 exons. Lineage: Eukaryota; Metazoa; Chordata; Actinopteri; Osmeriformes; Osmeridae. Gene Ontology annotation, cellular component: ribosome; cytosolic small ribosomal subunit. The record is from RefSeq and is a predicted model, not a curated record. The coding region runs from base 79 to 534 and encodes 151 amino acids. Gene Ontology annotation, biological process: ribosomal small subunit assembly; translation; maturation of SSU-rRNA from tricistronic rRNA transcript (SSU-rRNA, 5.8S rRNA, LSU-rRNA). Gene Ontology annotation, molecular function: mRNA 5'-UTR binding; structural constituent of ribosome; small ribosomal subunit rRNA binding.